GGCACGUCAGUUUACUGAAAAAUGGCGAAUGUGCGUGACAGCGACACAUCAUUGUGGCUGCAUAAUAAACUCGGUACAUCAAACGAUUCGUGGAUAAGUGGUUCAAUUUGUUCGCAAUUAAACAAAGAAGUUCUAAGAAAUAUCAAAGAAUGUUUUCCCGAUCUGCAAACUCAAGUUAAACUUAAAUUAUUGCUAAGUUUUUUUCACAUACCGCGCCGUCUAGUCGAAGAGUGGAAAUCUGAAUUAGAAGAAGUCAUAGAAGUAGCAGGUCUUGAUUCAGAAUUAUGGGUCUCUAUGUUGGCAGAAACUAUGAAAACCUUUCCAGCUACAAGUUCGCUGAAUACAGAAAUUUCAGACUACGAAGAGACCCGCCCAAUAUUUACAGAUAUGGUCAACGACCUCCGUAAAAUGGUUAGCAAACACAGUGAUUUGGGAAUGUUACCACUGGAGUGUCAAUAUCUGAAUAAGAACGCCUUAGUGUCAGUGGUGGGUCAACAACAAAACCCGGUGAAGCACUUUACUUUGAAACGAAAGCCAAAAAGUGCUAAUCUUCGAACCGAACUGUUGCAUAAAUCAGCUGAUGCGCAAUCAAGUCUUAAAAAAGCUUCAGCGCCAACUAUACCAUUACGUUCACGCGGUAUGCCCCGCAAAAUGACUGACACCACCCCACUUAAGGGGAUUCCCUCUCGAGUGCCUACGUCUGGUUUCCGCUCACCAAAUGUUCAGCCGAAUCAAUCGCGGCCAAAUAUGAGUCGAACACCUGCUGGUCGCAAAGACGGUGGAAUAAAACUUAUCGAAUUUACCGAACAGCCUUUAGGUUAUGCUGCUGCUAAAAAACGAAAACGUCAACAGGAACUUGAGGAGCAACAAAAGAAAGCUCUGGAACAGAAACAAGCCACUACAACUACUUCAAAUGCCUCAACUUCCAAUACGGCAAGUGCACCGGCAGCGUCAUCAUCCACAACUGCAUCCACAACUUCUACAUUGGUUACUGAAGCGGCAAAUUCAGAUACAACCACAGUUGUCACCUCUUCCAUGGCAGCGGCAUCAAGUGCAGUUGUCACUCCCGACUAUGCUCCCACACUCACAUACACCCAACCACCAACUCCAGCUGUGGAAACUAUGUGCGAUGACAAGCUUAUAACUGCCAAACAAAUUGCUAACGCAGCUAGCUCUCCGGCAACUUCUCUUCCAUCGUCUGUACAAGUUAACAACAAUAAAAUUUUUAUAAAGGAGGAGAUUCAAAUAAAGACCGAAGAUUCUAUCAUGUCGCGCCCCAUUAAAAUCGAACCGGAUAUACAAAUGCAGCAAAUUACCAUGCAGCAACCAAUAACUCAAACAAUUGUUAGCACGGCUAGUAGUAUGGCUUCAACAACACAACUUAACCAGCCGAUAAAGAUAGAAAAGCUUGACAUAAAACCGAUUGUAAAGACAACACCAACUGCUACAGUGGUGCAACGUCCAAAUGCGUUGGCAAACCUUCCAAAUAAUAUAUCAGUUAAAAUAACUUCUACCAAGGCUACAAAGCCUAUUCAGCAGCAACAGCAACAACAGCCGAUUCUUAUUAACAGUUCAACACCGGUGAUCCUCUCACCAACCAUCCAAAAUAAACAAUCGAACUUAUCGAACGCAAGCCAACAAACACAAACGCAGACGCUUAAAUCGCUGCCAUUGUCCCAACUCAAAUCGGCUACUAAUAGUGGACCUGUGAUCAUUUCACAAACUAUCAUUCAACCGGCGAAACGAAGCGCGCAAAAUAUUAUUGUCUCCUCGGCACCGGCUAUCACAUCAAAUAUUUCUUCAAUGGUUCAGACAUCAGCAGCUGGCAACAUAAACAACAAUAUACAACAGCAACAACAACAACAGCAGCAGCAACAACAACAACAACAGCAGCAGCAGCAACCACAAGCCACGCAAUACAUAAUAACAUCUUCACCUCAGACUACAAUGCCUUCAUUGGCAUCGUUCGCGCAGGCGCGACCGGCACAACAAACAAUCUACCAAACAUCUUCUGCGAAUACGAUGAGCGGUUCAACUCAAACCCCCACAAAAAUCCUGCUUAAAACAGCAUCUUCGCUUCCUCUUAUGAUGUCGACCACCCGCCAAAACCAAACCAAUGUGCAAUCCAAUCCGCCUCCGCUGAUAUCUACCCAACAGCCGACCAUAUUAAAUAUUCAAAAUGUUAACCUACCAAAUCGGCCCGUAACUAUUCAGCCGGCAUCCCAUGCUGCGCAGCAACAGCAUUUGCUACAGCAACAACACCAUCAUCAGCAGCAGCAUAUUCAGCAGCAUCAACAAAUUCAAACCCAUACCGUGGUCUCGAACACUAAUGCCACACAACAGCCAAAGCUUACUCAAGUGGUAAUGCAAUCGCCGAACAACUCGAACGUCAAAGGCAAGACAAUUAUUCUAACUCAAAAGGGCGUGAUAUUGCGCAACAUCGGUGGUGAUAUGUACCAGCAGAUUCCGAUUAGCAACAUGUCUGGGUUGCAGAAUCUGAAUGCAGCUACCAUAAUGACGAGCGGGCCUCCAGGUCUGGUUAAAACUACCCAAAACGCACAAACCAUUCAUGUUCAGCAACCAAUAAAACAGAACACGCAGCAGCUACCCGCCUUAAUACCAACUAACAAUUUGAAUCAAAAUAUCGGUCAAGUUGUGGUGCAACAACAACCUCAGCACCAACAAACUGUUCAAACAAUUAUUGGAAGUCCUCCUCAACAAACCAUUAUUCGCCCGGUUAUGACUCAGUCUACACUUCCAACGUUGCCACAGGGAUUGACAUUGAUACAACGACAUGGUCAACAAACGCAACUCGUUCAAAUGCAGCCUGCACAACAACAGAUUCAGACGCAACAACAUCAGCAACAACAACAGCAACAACAACAGCAGCAGCAGCAACCACAACAGCAACAACAGAUUCAUAGAACCAUUUUGACUCAACAACCGCAGACCACGGUAACAAAUCAAUUGAGGCCGCAACAAAUUAUACUUCAUCAUAAGCCACAACAACGCAUUAUUACCACUACAACAACUCAGCCAGCUUUACCCCAAAAUAACGCAAAUAAUAGCAACACCAAUAACAAUAGAGGAACGCAAAUUAUUGAGGUCCGUCAGCAAUCGCAACAGCAGCAACAACAGCAACAAAAUCCCCAGAGAAAGGGCUUGUCUUUAUCGAACGAGCACGUCCAUAAGGCUCAUGAAAUGUUUAGAAAAGCCAAUCGCGUCUCUCGACCAGACAAAGCACUUAUUCUUGGUUUUAUGGCUGGCCUCAGAGAGAAUCCCCGACCUAAUUCAGAGAAUGUUAUAGUAAUAAAAUUACGUGAAAGUGAGGAAAAAGUUCAACAAGAAGAUGGAACAUCUGCAUUGUGCCUUGUGGAGUCCUUAAUUCGCUUGGAUUAUAACACAGGCGAAUGGAAAACAUUCCAAAACUAUCGGCGCGUUGAUCAAAAUUCUAGUUCUCAGAGUACAGAUGGUGGAAUGCAAUCACAGAAUUCUGUAGUGAUAUAAAGAAAUAGAGAUCAAAAUAAACACACGCUUGUCUAUAAUCGUUAUUAUUCAUCCACACCUACAUUUUUCACUACACAAAUAUUUUUGUUCUUUCAAAAACAAAUUUAAUACAAACAAAAUAAUAUGAAGAUUACAAGAUGAAAACAUAAUUAUAAUAUUGUUAUAACAUUGGUUUAAACAAAAUCAAAAGACGAUACAUUUUCUUUAUUUAUCACUCAUUAAGAAAAAUAUAUAAUUUUAGUUUAAAAAAGUAUGCAAAAUAACAGAAAAAACUACAACAAAACAACAAUGUCUAUGAAUUUGUUCAAAUAGAUUAAAAGUUUAUAAAAUUAUAGUAGCUCUAAGCCACCAGCACUGUACGGAACGGAACGGAACGGAAAGUAACGGACGUUAUUUGUGGUGUGUGUUUUGAAUUUGUUUCUGUUUAGUUUUAUAGACCUUUUUUUUUAGCUAAUUGAAUUUGAAAUAAAGCAAAAUCUAACUAGAAACUAAUCCGCGGAUGUAUCUCUGUUAUUGUGUACAUUCAGAGGAGAAACAAUAAAAUGUAUAUUUUAGAAAUUAAAAACAAAAAAAAAACUAACAUUAACACAUUGAUGAAAUUGCAUUAAGAUUAGUUAUGAUAACGCAAUGGAAGUCCUGAUAAAAGUAUAUUAAGACUCUCAUUAAAUUUAUUAGUUGCGCUUGAAUGCACGAUGGUUAAUAAAAAAAGUAAGAAUAAAUUUAAUAAAAAAAA
Messenger RNA from Eupeodes corollae, 4240 nucleotides. It is a transcript of the gene Nelf-A, whose product is annotated as negative elongation factor A. Gene Ontology annotation, biological process: negative regulation of transcription elongation by RNA polymerase II. The record is from RefSeq and is a predicted model, not a curated record. Lineage: Eukaryota; Metazoa; Arthropoda; Insecta; Diptera; Syrphidae. The transcript has 7 exons. Bases 22 to 3507 code for a protein of 1161 amino acids. Gene Ontology annotation, cellular component: NELF complex.